AUGGCCGACGGAAGGGUAGCUUUCAUGGGGUCCAUCGGUGACGCCAAGAAUUUCUUUUCAACGCAAGGAUUACAAAUUUGCGACAAUUAUCUCGAAUCGAGUUAUACUGAUAUCACUAUCAAUGCGAAUGAAAACAACACUCGAGGAACGCCUGCAAUAAAUAUACCGAUUCUGGGGACGGGCUAUAGGGCUGGCUAUUGGCGACAAUUUGUGACCCUAUUGUGGCGCUCGUAUAUAACCCUAACCCGUAAUCCCCAAUUGCUACUAGACCGAUUGGUUAUGUAUUUGAUCACUGCAUUUUGGUUGUGUAUUAUGUUUUACAAUAUUGGAAACGCCUACUCCGAUGCGAGUAAUAUCAUGGGUGCACUUAUUACGCUUAUCCAGGCCACUUGUAUGCCACCCAUAUAUUAUGCUUCAGUGACAUUAGUGGAGGAGAUGCCACUGAUGUAUAGGGAGUACCACAACCUUGACCGGUUGAGAACUAUUUUCAUUGGCUCAGAGGACAAAUAUUCAAAAUUGAGCCUGACCAUUAGGAUAUUGGGAAGACAAAAAUUAUAA
Messenger RNA from Oppiella nova, 558 nucleotides. The record is from the annotation of a GenBank genome assembly. NCBI's taxonomy places the organism in Eukaryota, Metazoa, Arthropoda, Arachnida, Sarcoptiformes, Oppiidae.